Fonsecaea nubica is the source of this 2805-nucleotide messenger RNA. RefSeq lists its product as hypothetical. The coding region runs from base 1 to 2805 and encodes 934 amino acids. Gene Ontology annotation, cellular component: nucleus. Lineage: Eukaryota; Fungi; Ascomycota; Eurotiomycetes; Chaetothyriales; Herpotrichiellaceae. The record is from RefSeq and is a predicted model, not a curated record. The transcript has a single exon. Gene Ontology annotation, molecular function: ATP binding; RNA helicase activity; RNA binding.
AUGCCUCCCAGAUCGGGCUCGCCCGCCCGCUCAGAGAACGAAUUUGACAUUGGCAGCGCAUUGUUCGGAGGGGACCUUGAAACUACGUACGACUCUCCAAACGGACAAAAUGGGGAUUUGCAAGGGGACAACUUGGAUGUCAUGGAAGAUGACUCCGGGGUUGACGAAGAGGCCUUCAUCGCCGCUCAACAAGCGGCAUCGAAUCGCAAAGGUGCAAAUCUGAAAGGGCGCACUGUGAAAAAAGGUGGUGGUUUUCAAGCCAUGGGUCUCAAUGCCAAUCUGCUGAAAGCGAUAACGAGGAAAGGAUUUUCUGUUCCCACGCCGAUUCAGCGCAAGACAAUACCUCUCGUCCUCGGCGAAAAGGACGUGGUGGGUAUGGCAAGGACUGGUUCCGGAAAGACGGCGGCUUUCGUCAUUCCUAUGAUCGAAAAGCUCAAGGUACACAGCACGAAAGUCGGUGCCAGAGCUCUGAUUCUGUCGCCGUCUAGAGAGUUGGCUUUGCAAACAUUACAUGUGGUUAAGGAGCUGGGCAAGGGCACGGAUCUCAGGUCAAUCCUUCUGGUGGGAGGUGACAGCCUGGAGGACCAGUUUUCGGCCAUGUCUAACAACCCGGAUAUCAUCAUUGCUACUCCAGGGAGAUUCCUUCACCUGAAGGUCGAAAUGAAUCUGGACCUUCUGAGCAUCAAGUAUGUUGUCUUUGAUGAGGCCGAUCGUCUCUUUGAAAUGGGGUUUGCAGCCCAGCUCACAGAAAUUCUACACGCCUUACCCUCAUCGCGGCAAACUCUCCUGUUUUCUGCUACACUACCCAAGUCACUCGUUGAGUUCGCCCGGGCAGGAUUACAGGAUCCCAUGUUGGUCAGGCUUGAUGCAGACAGCAAAAUAUCCCCCGAUUUACAAAGUGCCUUCUUCACUUUGAAGUCAUCUGAGAAAGAAGGGGCUUUACUCCAUAUCCUCCAAGACAUUAUCAAAAUGCCUACAAGAUCCCAGUUGAUCUCGUCAAUCACGACUUCUGCGACAACAGAGAGAUCGAACAGUAAGAAGAGGAAACGCGAGGCAACUGAAGAAGACGGCAGCAAUACACUUGGUCACAACCCAUUUUCCACCAUAGUCUUCACCGCCACGAAGCACCACGUUGAGUACAUCGCAAGCCUACUACGUCUGGCAGGCUAUGCAGUCUCCUACGUCUAUGGCUCGCUCGACCAAACCGCCAGAAAAUCUCAGGUCCAGGGUUUUCGGAGUGGUCAGACAAACAUCCUGGUUGUCACCGAUGUCGCAGCCCGGGGUAUCGAUAUCCCGGUGCUCGCAAAUGUCAUCAACUACGAUUUUCCCUCGCAACCAAAAAUAUUUGUCCAUCGUGUGGGACGGACUGCACGAGCGGGCCAGAGGGGUUGGAGUUAUAGUCUUGUCAGAGACUCCGAUGCGCCCUAUCUGCUGGAUCUGCAGCUCUUCCUCGGCCGGAAACUGGUACUUGGUCGAGCACCAAGCAGCGAUCUUGUCAACUUCGCACAGGAUGUUGUGGUUGGCAGUUUUCGACGAGAGGCAAUCCAGACCAGUUGCGAAUGGGUGACAAAAUCAUUAGAAAGCGAUUCCGAUCUCUCGGCUCUCCGAAAUGUGGCAUCAAAGGGCGAGAAGCUAUAUCAACGGACCAGAAACGCCGCCUCCUCAGAAAGUGCGAAACGAUCGAAACAAUUUGUCUCGUCACCAGGCUGGUCAGAACUGCACUGCUUAUUCAACGAUGCGACAGAUGACAUGGAAGUUGAAAGAGAGAAAAUGCUUGCACGUGUGGGCGGUUUCCGACCUCAGGAAUCCAUCUUUGAAAUUGGGGCUCGGCGUGGCGGGCGAAAGAACAACGAGGAUGCGGUGGACGCUAUUCGCAAGAUUCGGUCUGGCUUCGAUAGUAGGAAGCAGAAGGGCGCGGAUGCUUCCCAGACGCGGCUAGAAGUCGGAGACGAUGCAGUUGCUCAAACUAGCGAUCCAUUCGGCUCAGCAGAAGAUAAUGUUGAGUCAGGUUUUGUGGAUGGUGACAACGAUGUCGAUGGUAUGUCGGAAGCCUCCUUAAGUGAUCUGGAAAUCACCUUCUCUCAACCAUACUCCAAGAAAUCCCAAACACCAAAGUCAUCGAAGUCUGGAUUACGCAGCACGGAUGGAGACUUUCGCGAUCCCGAGAACUUCAUGUCUUACCAGCCCACCACACAUGACCUUACUUCUGACCGCGCCUACGGCGUCCACUCCGGUUCCAAUACAAAUUUGGGCACCAGCUUUGUGGAAUCUGCGCGCACGGCCACGAUGGAUCUUGCAGCAGAUGAAUCGUCCAAGACUUUUGGAGAGAACAGAGCCAUCAUGCGGUGGGACAAGAGGCAUAAAAAGUAUGUGAGGCGCGACAAUGACGAGGAUGGAUCUAAGACAGGCAAGAGACUUGUGAAGGGAGAGUCUGGAGCCAAAAUUGCCGCGAGUUUUAGAAGCGGGCGGUUUGACCGGUGGAUGAAGGCGAAUCGAGUCAACAGGCUGGGAAGAGUAGGUGAGGAAGAGAAGAACUCGGGCGUUAGCGCGAGCGGAGUGGGUUUUGCUGGUAGCAGGGGAAAGAAAUUCCAGCAUAAAUCGCAAAGAGCACCGAAACAGCCGGAUAGACUGAGAGGGGACUAUGAGAAACAAGUGAAAAAGGCCAAGGGCGCGAAAGAGAGAGAAGAACAAGCGGGCGGGAAUGCCAAAAGGGAGAUCAGAAGCGUCGAUCACAUGGUCAAGGAGAGGAGGCUGAAGGAGAAGAGAAGGGAGAAGAAUGCCCGGCCACGACGACGGAAGGGAUAG